Molecule: messenger RNA, 2231 nt
Organism: Drosophila guanche
Lineage: Eukaryota; Metazoa; Arthropoda; Insecta; Diptera; Drosophilidae
Product: probable cyclin-dependent serine/threonine-protein kinase DDB_G0292550
Exons: 4
Coding region: 84-1532 (482 amino acids)
Source: RefSeq, a predicted model, not a curated record
CCUGUCUCGUAACUGUAAAUCUCCGUCGGUGCGCUUCAGCGCAAAUAAAACACAUUUGUUUUUUAACUUUUAACCAAAGCAAAAUGACGGAGUUCAAUGCAAACACCGUACUUUGGAGCCUCGAUGACUACAUCAAAGUGCGCAAAGACGAAAUAUCAAUUAACAGAAAAGUAAAGCAGAAGAAGGAGGCAAGCGGUGGCACUCGACAAUCUGCGCAUUUACAGUCUUACAAGGACGUCGACUUAUCUGAGGACGAAGACGAUGAUGAGGAAUUCAGUUUUCCUAUGGUGGAGAAACGCUUUAAUGUAGACGAUGACGCACACGCAGCGAAUAUGAACCAGCUGAAUUUUGAAAAGAAUGAUUUCGAUCAGCUAAUGUAUGAUGUUCGUACGGAAGCUUAUCAUGUGGAUUCGAUUGCUGAACCAUUAGAAGCACCUAAUCCAACGCCACCACGUCCGAGCGUUAAAUCGCGUCUUGGCCCGAGGCCCACCGAAAACGGGGCCAAUCGCGGACAACAGCCUCAGCUGAAAAACCAUGGACCGAUUCAGAAGCGCGGCGGAGCUUAUCCUAACCAUAUCAACAAGCGCAACAAAAAGAGGUCAAAUUUCAAUCAAAGACGAGUAGGUGCCACUGCUCAUAGUGGUCACGACCUUUCGUUAGAACAGAAAAUGUGUAACGCAAAUGUUGGUCAACUGCAAAACGUAUUUGACAGGGCAAACAACUUCCAGAAUAAUAACUUUGCUCACAAUGGAUUACCGUUCGAUGCCAGUGCCAAUAAUAAUAAUUUACAUUUUAACAACAACAACACCAUGAUGUGCUUGAACAACCAAGGACUUGUCAAUUCGAACAGCAACGAAGUGUUGCUGCAUCAUACUCAAGUAUCGGCAAAUUUGAACAAUUUCGGCGGAAUGGCUCAAAAUCAAGGAGCUAUCAAUUCGGGCUGCUUCGGCGGUGGUUUCCAGAAUAUCCAAAGACCCGUCAAUUUGAACAGCCACGGCGGGCUGAUUCACAACAGUCAAGGAUCUGCCAAUUCAAACCGCUACCUUGGACUUUUAUCGAAUAAUAAAGGAUCUUGCAGUACAAACAGCUUCGGCGUAAUUCAAGGAACAGCCUAUUCUAGCAGCUACAACGGAAUUUUCUCAAGAAACAACGUAGGCAUGUUCUCGAGCAACAACGCGGCGAUGUUCUCGAACAAUGCGAACAGCACCAGACCCAAUAUCAUCGAAAACAAUUGGGGCAUCAGUGCCGAGAUGCGCUCGAAAAGUCCAGUCAAUAUCAAAGCACGUCAGAAUCGCCCUGAGCCAUCGGUCAAGGGCAACCUUGAAGCAUUGUUGGCUUCUCCAGAUCAGCCAAAAAGCGGUAUGUUUGUAGGUGAGGCGCUUGGCAUGAGUCUAAGCGAUUGCAAAACGGCCGACUUCCGUACUGUGGCCCAGAACGUUUUGUUUUUGCUGGCUACUGCUGAUAAUGAUUCCCAAACCAAGCCAGACUAUGGGGUCGUUAAUAAAAAUGUAUCGCAGGAUCGCCAUUUUUGAAACUGGAUGGAGUACUGGAAGCAAGCUGCGUCGCUGAAACUAUAAUUAAGAAUUUAUCAUGACACUAGGUUUAGUGUAACAACUUCAAACGAGAAGAAUUAGCGGGCAGCUGCCAGCCGUUUGUGCCGGACAUGUGUGAAUGCGCGUUUGUGUUGUAUGAGGUAAGAAGAAGAGUGGCUGCAGUGAAUGUCACAGCAGAGAACAAGAGUUGAGAUUUUCUUGUACAUGUACAUAAGUAUGUACUUUCGCUGAUAAGAACGUGCUGAGCUGCUUAUCACAACAAAAAGUACUCAUGGACAGCCGAGCCGAGCCGAGAUGUGAGAAGAGAAGCGAAAGCGGACGAAAAUAGAAACAAACGGCGAUAAAUUUACAGCAAAAGGCGAAUGUUCAUACCGAAGCGAUUCGCCGAUGGAGGAACAGCAAAGCAGAACGCAGAACAGAGUAAAAUAAUAAUCAAUCAGUUAAUCUGCUCAAUAGUUAAAACGUGGAAGUGACAUAGCCGAAUGGAAAUUGAUCGUGUAGACUAGCAAAUCGAGUUGUAAAGUUCCUUUAUGUCGAGAGAGCCUCAUCAAGUGAAUAAUUAUUUUGAUUUCUGGUCGAAUGCCGGCAUACGACCCACACGACAAUUAUCUGAACAAAGAAAAUCCAAUUAUUUUUAGUUUUGUAAGUGCAGAAAGAGCAACAAAUAAACGUAUAACA